AUGUUGGGAGAAACGGAGCCGCACUGGUUGUCAGAGGAGGUGAAAACAGGGACAACCAUCAUUGCCAUCGAGUAUGACGGAGGGGUCGUGCUGGGCUCUGAUUCCAGAGUCUCUGCAGGGGAAUCAGUGGUAAACAGGGUGAUGAAUAAACUGUCUCCACUCCAUGAUAAGAUCUACUGUGCUCUGUCAGGAUCUGCAGCAGAUGCUCAGACCAUCGCUGAGACAGUCAACUACCAGCUGGAUGUCCACAGUACUGAAAUAGGUGAGGACCCGCAGGUUCGCUCAGCUGCCACUCUGGUCAGAAACAUCUCAUACAAAUACAAAGAGGAGCUGUCAGCACAUCUUAUUGUAGCCGGCUGGGACAGAAGAGCUGGAGGGCAGGUUUUUGCGACCCUGAACGGGCUCCUGACCAGGCAGCCGUUUGCUGUUGGAGGCUCCGGCAGUUUUUAUGUUUAUGGCUUUGUUGAUGCUGAAUAUCGCAAAGGAAUGAGCAAAGAGGAGUGCCAACAGUUUGUGGUCAACACUCUCUCUUUGGCAAUGAACCGGGACGGCUCCAGUGGUGGUGUGGCCUAUUUGGUCACCAUCGAUGAACACAGCACAGAAGAGAAAGUCAUCCUGGGAAAUGACUUACCGACCUUCUUUGAUCAGUGA
This is a messenger RNA of Nematolebias whitei (Rio pearlfish), 651 nucleotides long. RefSeq names its product proteasome 20S subunit beta 9a (gene psmb9a). The transcript is spliced from 6 exons. Gene Ontology annotation, cellular component: proteasome core complex. Lineage: Eukaryota; Metazoa; Chordata; Actinopteri; Cyprinodontiformes; Rivulidae. Gene Ontology annotation, molecular function: threonine-type endopeptidase activity. The coding region runs from base 1 to 651 and encodes 216 amino acids. The record is from RefSeq and is a predicted model, not a curated record.